Molecule: messenger RNA, 2704 nt
Organism: Tupaia belangeri chinensis (Chinese tree shrew)
Lineage: Eukaryota; Metazoa; Chordata; Mammalia; Scandentia; Tupaiidae
Gene: NCAPH
Product: non-SMC condensin I complex subunit H
Exons: 18
Coding region: 84-2291 (735 amino acids)
Biological process (GO): mitotic chromosome condensation
Cellular component (GO): condensin complex
Molecular function (GO): chromatin binding
Source: RefSeq, a predicted model, not a curated record
CCGGCGACGUCACGCGGCCGUUACGGCGCUCCGGCGUCUGGCGCGCGCGAUUUAAAACCAGCUCCAGAAACGCUGAAGGCAGGAUGAAGCCUCCCUGCCCAGCCGCGAUGAAUAACUCUUCUUCAGAGACCUGUGGCCACCCUCACAAUGUGUCCACACCUUCAGAACGGGUGUUGCCGAUGUCCCUGCCCAGGAAGGCCGCUCUCAAUGUCCCUGGCACCCCAGUCCUUGAGGACUUUCCUCAGAAUGAUGAUGAGAAGGAACGCAUACAGCGGCGGCGCUCCAGGGUGUUGGACCUGCAGUUCAGCGCAGACUCGCCUCGUCUGUUGGGCUCCCCGUCUAGUAGGAAUAUUGACAUUUCUGCUACGAUCCCUAAGUUUACGAACACACAGAUUACAGAGCAUUACUCCACCUGUAUCAAACUGUCCACUGAAAAUAAAAUCACUACCAAGAAUGCUUUUGGCUUGCACUUGAUUGAUUUUAUGUCAGAGAUCCUUAAACAGAAAGACACCGAGCCGACCAACUUUAAAGUGGCUGCCGGCACUCUGGAUGCCAGCACCAAGAUCUAUGCUGUGCGUGUGGAUGCUGUCCAUGCCGAUGUGUACAGAGUCCUCGGGGGGCUGGGCAAAGACAUGCCGUCUCCAGAAGACGAGGAAGCCCAUGGUGCAGAUGGAAGUGCUGCUGAAACAGGAACAGCCAAAAAGCCUCCAAAGCCAAAGAAGAAGCAUUCGUGCAAAACCAUUGAGCAGAACGUAAACAACCUCAAUAUCUCUGAAGCAGAUCGAAAAUGCGAGGUUGACCCCAUGUUUCAGAAGACUGCAGCCUCGUUUGAUGAAUGUAGCACAGCAGGGGUGUUUCUCUCUACCCUCCACUGCCACGACUACAGAAGUGAGCUGCUCUUCCCUUCGGACGUCCAGAUUCUCUCCAGUGGAGACCCUCCUGAGAUGCCUGAUUUGGGUUGGGUCGAAAUGACAGAUUUAAAAGCGCCGCUGCAGCAGUGUGUGGAAGAUCGCCAGGUCUGCCCUUCCCUGGCCGGGUUCCAGUUCACUAAGUGGGACAGUGAAACACACAAUGAGUCUGUGUCGGCCCUGGUAGACAAGUUCAAGAAGAAUGAUCAGGUGUUCGACAUCAAUGCUGAGGUGGAGGCGAGUGAUGGCGAAGACUUCCUUGAUGGCCCCCUGGAAGGUGAUUUUGAUGCCAAUGACGAGCCCGACCACACUGCAGCUGAGCAUCAGGAAGAGUUCAGGAGCUGGAAGGAGCCCUGCCAAGUUCACAGCCGCCAGGAAGAAAUGAUCUCCCUCGGGGAUGGCGACAUUAGAAUCAUGUGUCCCCUUCUAUCCAUGAAGCCUGGAGAGUACUCCUAUUUCAGUCCCCGGACUAUGUCGAUGUGGGCUGGCCCGGAUCACUGGCGCUUCAGGCCUCGACACAAACAAGAUACUACCUCCCAGUCAGAGCACAAAAAGAAGAGUGCAAAGAAAGAUUUCGAAAUAGACUUUGAUGAUGACAUUGACUUUGAUGUAUAUUUUCAAAAAACAAAGGCUGCUACUGUUCUGACUAAGUCCACUUUGGAGAGCCAGAAUUGGAGAAGCACCACUCUUCCUACGGAUUUCCACUAUGAAGUUGAUAGUCUCAUCCAGCUUCAUCUCAAACCAGGCCUCAGGUUACUCAAAACGGCCCAGGGCCAGAAGAGGGCAGAGACCGAGCAUUAUGAAGAGAUUGGAGACUAUGAUUAUAACAACCCUAAUGACACCUCCAACUUUUGCCCUGGAUUACAGGCCGCCGACAGUGAUUACGAAGAGUUGGAUAAUGUGGAGCCAGUUGGCUCCUUCGACCUCACACCUUAUCCUUGCCAUUCGCCUAAGACAACACAAGAGAAUGGUGACACACCUGACGUCCAAGGAUUAGACAUCACAACAUAUGGAGAGUCAAAUCUGGUAGCCGAGCCUCAGAAGGUCAAUAAAGUUGAAAUUCACUAUGCCAAGACUGCCAAAAAGAUGGACAUGAAGAAGCUGAAGCAGAGCAUGUGGAGUUUACUGGAGUUUUCCAGAAAGGGAGCGGGCACAGAGGCAGAACAUGUCGAGAACGGAAAAGAAGGAGCCCCAGAGGAGGUAGCUGACAAGAUGCUCAGCGGGCUCACGAAGGACCUGCAGAAGAGCCUGCCCCCCCUCAUGGCUCAGAACCUCUCCAUACCUCUGGCUUUUGCUUGUCUCCUACAUUUAGCCAAUGAAAAGAAUCUAAAGCUGGAAGGAACAGAGGACCUCUCUGAUGUUCUCGUGAGGCAAGGGGACUGAGUUCCGGCGAUGUCGGCACCGCCUUUCAUUGGCCACGCAAUCUCCACCCGGGGCGAAGGAAGAUGCCGCGGGCUUGCAGCAGAGCUGUGGCCAGCUGUCACCGCGUCUGGUCUUUCCUUCUCUCCGUCAGUCUGGGUGCCAUCCCAGCACCUGGAAGCUCUGCCCUGUGCGACCACCUCCGAGGGAGGAGGGCGGAGAGGUGAGGCGGCCCCUCUGGGCCGUGGACUCUGUUCUCUCUUUCUGUCCAUGCAUAGUGUCAGUUUCCUGAAUCGAUCUGCGUUGUUUCCACACUUCACUCGUAGGCACCGACUGUUGGCCCUAGCGAACUGCCUAAUCCAUGUACAUAGCAUACACCGUGCCUUACUUGUAACUGUAAAUACAGUGCUUGGAAAUAAAGCCAUUUGGGUAACGUG